Molecule: messenger RNA, 3900 nt
Organism: Frieseomelitta varia
Lineage: Eukaryota; Metazoa; Arthropoda; Insecta; Hymenoptera; Apidae
Exons: 12
Coding region: 118-3648 (1176 amino acids)
Molecular function (GO): RNA binding
Source: RefSeq, a predicted model, not a curated record
CUUCAUUUUUAUUAUUUCUUUCGCGUAGCUGAAUUUGAUUUAAGGUUAGAGUUAUAAUCACUGUUAAUAGUGACGUACAUUGUGUUUUCUCCAUCAUCCAUUGCACUCCAUUUUUUUAUGACUUAUUUAUCUUUUAUGUUUGCAGUCAGUUUAUUUCGUAAAAUACGACAAUUAUAUUUGCAGGAUAUCAAAGAAACUGAAUAUCUAGGAAAAUAUUGUUUGUUCAUAUUGUGUACUAAUUACUACUUUAGUAAAUGUUAUUUUGAUUAUUUUUCGUUGAAAUUUACACACGUAGAAAUGUAUAGGGUGCACAUGAUGCGAAGAAAUACAGAAAAUGAACAAGUAUUUAGUGAUGAUACUCUAUUGGAUGAAGAUCUUGGAGAUGAAGAAUAUGAUCUAGGCAACGAUGAAGAAGAGGCUCUUUUAGCAGAUGACUAUGAACUAGAGAGGCAGAAUAGCUAUAAGGGAGAAGAGGAGACAGAUGAUGUACUGGACUUAGGAGUAACCGACGCGCUCGACGACUUAGAUGGUGACGACGAAAACAUAGAGUUUAAUAGAAGCAAAACUGAUAGGAGCAACCAGAACGAUUUUUACGAGGACGGCGAUCAGCUAGAGGCACAAUCGAAAUAUUACGAACAAGACGAGAUUCAUGAAUACAAGAGCGAACAAGUCCGACAGCACGAUGAACGUCCCUCGGUCGACAAUAUCAACGCUUCGAGUAACAUUGAAAGGGGAGAUCUACGAGAGAAGCUGCAGAAAAAUGCAAAGAUCUAUUCUGGGAAUGGGCAGGGAUUGGAAGAUGAUGAAUGCGAAGAAGCUAAAGAAAGGAGGAACAGGUUUCAAAAUGAAAGAACUAUCGUCUCUUCGAAAAUGAACAAUCACAUACCGGAUACUUUGGAGAACGUGGUCACGUGUGAACCAUCCAAACUGGCGUCCAGAGGCCGUGGAAGAGGUCGAAGCACAAGAGGAAGUCGCGGAGGAAGAUUCGGGAUAAUACAAAAUUCGGGAAAUUUUAAUCCAAGGUUCGGUAAUGCACGUAAUGCAAGCUUCGAUAAUCAACCGCCACCGGUAUGCAGGCCGCCUUUGCUCGAGACUCGGCCACCGUUUCUUCUCGGAGUACCGAACAAUAUGCAAAAUCAACAGAUCAUUUACCAGCAACAAAAUUCCCAAGUACAAUCUUUCCAGCAUUACUCACCGAACGGUUCGCUCCAAGGUCCAUCGCAUUUUGUAGAUAAUAGACCGCAAUUCAAUCCUAACCAAUUUCAAAACCAAGUGGCCCCUAGAAUAAUCGGGCCAAGGUUAGAUUACGGGCCCCGAGUUGGCUUGCCAGGAUCCCUUCAAGGGCUUAGUCACCCAUCGUCUUACAAUCACCCAUCGAGUCAACCACCGUACAUCCAAAUUCAACCGGGGCCAGCGGCAGCGACCGCCCCGUUUCAAACUUCGGCUACUCUCAUGCAAGAAGGCCCUAAUCAAGUACGACUGAUGCAAAACAAUCAGGGCCCGUUGUUGCAAGGAAAUCCUGGAGGAACGAUUCUUGGGAAUCUGAACUCAGCGGUGCCUGGAACCGGAUCAGUGGCGCCGUUGUUGCAGAAUAAUCAGCCACUACCCAUGCAAGCAUAUCCACGCCAAACUACUUCCCAGGGGCCGCUCAUUAGUCAUCCUAACGUCACUCAAAUGCCAAAUCAAUCGCCCUUUGAGAACAGACCACCUUUCCAAGAAGCAGCUCAAUUUGAAAACCGACCCGUUUACGAUUCGAGGUCCGGCUAUUCCGAUCAAGUACCUACCAGUCAAUUUAAUACUAAUACGUUACCUGUACCACAACAGUCCACUUCCAAUGUACCCAAUGUACCUUUACCUCCAGGGCACAAGAUUUUAAUCAAUCCUCACUUUCGAGGAGCCGUUCAGUCGACGAACGACGCAAGACUCGCAUGGGAUUCCAAUCAACAACAAACGCCUAGUUUACCAUCUCAAGUCUCUUCUGGCCAGUUUUCACAGUCUGCUAUCCCAUAUCAGAAUCAAAGUUCGUACAACCAAACUCAACAAGGACCAGCACAUUAUCAACAGAAUUAUCAACAGAAUAAGAGUGAUGAUCCUUAUGCAUACUUUUCUGAUGUGUGGCAAGAAAAUAAACCGCAGAAAAAUCAAACUGGAACGCCAAACAAACAAUAUCCUCCCCUAGAAAGUAAUUAUUUACGAGAUGGUAGCUAUGAAACCAGUUCGAAAUAUAAGUUGGAUCAGUGGGAUCAAAAAAAUAAUUAUUCACAGGAUCAUAGAGGAGUCCAUCAAAAUUAUCGCGACAGAGAUUUGUCGUCAAAAACUAGAAACGAUCAUGUUUCAAAAAAUAGGACUUACUCGUCAACUACGUAUCGCGAAAAUUACGACCAAAAUCAUGUACAGAAAUCUAACAGAUCAGUGAAUACUUCGAUAAGAACUAGGUUACCACAAAAAAGAGUUCCCAACUCUGUAGAUAAACCUUUACGUGAUUUGAGCCCAAAGCGAAUAAAGAUUAGCAAUAGAAAUCUCCAAGAAGUAAGAACAGUGGAUACAUUAAACAAUACGAAUAAUGAUAAAAAGGAUGAAGAAAACGAUCCAGAAAUGCAGGAAUACAGAAAAAAGAUGGAGGAACAGAAACGUCUUAGGGAAAAGGUUCUGCGAGAAAAGGAAAAUCGACGGAAAAUGGCUGCAAUGGAGAAACAAAAUGAUGAAGCUAAGAACGAAAAUACAUUAAAUGAAAAUACACAGGAUACAAAACCUGUAUCAGCACUUAUGGGAGUAGUAAAAGAUGGUUCCAUAAACAAAGGACAUACCAGUAUUGGAAGAGGACGUGCUCGUCCUAUUAGUACACAAUCUACAGAGGUCUCAGAAAAAUCAUCGUGUAUACGAAUUGUUCGGACAAUACAAACUGUACAACCUAACGAUUCUGUAGAUUCUGCAAAAGAUAGUAAUUCUGGACAUACAAUUAAUCCAAUAAAUGAACAUGUAAAAGUAUUAAAUUCCCAGUCUGGAACACGAAGAAUUGUGAUUCAAAAACCAUUACUGAAUACACAGAAAGUUGCCACUACUAUACAAAAAACAGUAUCGAAUUUACAAAAAGGUCAGCUAUUAAUGCAAAGUAAAUUAAUCAAUGUCGCUCAAUGUCAGUCUCAGAGAGUUGGUCAGAAUCAAGCUGAUGUUUUGAAAAAACUGACAAACAUAGGACAGAAAAUUGUUGGAACUCCACAAAGAAUUGUUAAACAAAAAUCUCCAGGAAACUUUCAAAAAACUAUUAUCAAUGUACAAGAAAUAACAAAUACAAAUGCACAAAAGAGCGUUAUUAAUACGCAAAAUAAUCAAAGAGUUGUACUUCAAAAAACACCUAUACAACAGAAAAAAAUACCAGAAAUGAAAACAAAUACUGUGAAAGUAGAAAAUUUGGCAGCAAGUACGUCUGAAGCACAAAUUAGACGUAUGUGUCAAGGCAUCGGAACAAUUGAGAGCAUACAAAUGGGUGAACGCAGCGCAACGAUUGUGUUUAAGACGCAGUCUGCUGCUAUGGUUUUUCACAAGAAAUACCAACGUAAAAUGCUAGAUCUUUCGCUGAUAACCGUUCGCCUUGUACCGCAAUCAAGCGGAACCAAGACUACGGCUACAAUUGUAAAAGUUUCUUAAAAAAAAAAAAAAAAACAAGAAAAUCGCAAAAAUAUUAAACGUAUUUAAUCUAGUGUAUUUCGAUAAAAAUGAAGGAAGAAAUACAUAGGACAUUUAUGUUUGCGUUUACAGAUAACGACACUUUAUUUCACUGAAGCAGCCUGUUUGAAAUUUUACAUACUAUUUCGUUUGAAGUAUCGUCCAUGAAUUAAAAAAAAAAAAAAAAAAACAUAUUUUUGGCUGCAAAUAAAUUGUAUAAUAUGCUUUUAUAAA